Messenger RNA from Caenorhabditis bovis, 1446 nucleotides. NCBI's taxonomy places the organism in Eukaryota, Metazoa, Nematoda, Chromadorea, Rhabditida, Rhabditidae. The record is from the annotation of a GenBank genome assembly.
AUGGGCAAAAUGGCGCUUCCUCAUAUCGGUCUCGCAUUUUUUCUAUUCCUUUAUUUACUUGCCGGUGCUUAUGCAUUUCAUUAUCAAGAAUACGAAGCAGAUUUAAAAAUUCAAAAGGCAAAGCUUAAUAUUAUACGUCAGAGGUACAGAGAUAUUGAAGAUGCAGUCAAAGAAUCCAUCGGGGAUGAUGAAAAAUUUGAGAAAUAUCAGGAAAAGCUGUUCGAGCAUCUUUCAAGUUUAUCAACAAUACAUGAAGGACGCGAAUUCGUAUCAUCGUCAUCCGAAAUCGACGAGACCGCGCUUCCUCCAAGAUGGUCUAAAAGAAGUGCAUUUUUAUUUGCACUGAGCAUCUUGUUUCAGACAACUACUGGAUACUCAUAUGCAGUUCCUGUGACCCCUUUCGGUCAAUGUUUCGCUAUGAUCUACGGCUUAAUCGGGAUACCUUUAAUGGUUUUGGCGGCUGUUGAUUUCGGAAGAUUCCUGUCUCAUAUUGUUCUUGAGAUUUACUCGAAAUAUCACGAACUACUCCAUAAGUUGAGAAGCAUUAAACGAGGAUUAUAUCGAACUCGUCGAAAAAUGUCGACAAGAAGCCGAGUUUCGGUAUUCCAUCGGCUCAUUCAAGACAAUUCAGCGAACGCGAGCUCAAAUGAGUUGAAGGAGAACAAAGAGGAAGAGCAGACGGGAAGCACGAACUCGGAGAUUCCCGAGAAACGCCUUCCAUUGGUCAUCAACGCUUCGAUUCUUCUCAUCUUUUGCAUGCUAGGCGGAAUUUUGUAUAUCUCUGCAGGUGGAAAAGCGACAUUCAUCGAAUCAUUCUUCCUAACGUUUAAUUUGGUGGCGAAUUUGACAAUGAGCGAAAUGCCGAAUGAAAUGAACCAUAUUCUCACAAUCAUUUAUAUUUUUGUAUUCGUCACAUGCGGUGUCGCUGUGUUGUCAAUGAGCGCUGAGCUGGCUGCUCUGGAAUUGAAAGAAUUGUUCAUGAAAAUCCACUAUUUCGGGCGAAAAAUCAAUUUUUCGCGAAAUCGCACCAAAAAUGAGCAAAUGGACGUUCAAGUCAAAGAAUUGCUGAUAAUCAUUGAGGAAAUCCGGAAACGGUAUCCGGAAAAAGAGAAAAUCACAACGAUGGACAUUUUGGAGUAUAUGCACGAGAAUGCGCCGCCGGAAAAGAUCAAUGAGCGACGAGACACGAUCGCAUUCAUGCCACAAACAAUGGAGGUGAUCAAGUUCGCCGAUGAGCAAGACCUCGAGGAGCGCAGUUUCAGUCGGCAUGAGACCGAUGCCCCAUUGUCAGCAAAAACUAUCACUAAAAUGGCAUCAGUGAUCGAUGUGAUGAGCUUCUCGCCGGACGAGAACAUGGAGAAACGAUUUAAGCGCGAGUUGCGUAAAUACACGGCAGAAACAAAAAUAACCGGAAAGAAGAUUUCAUCAAAGGCCGUAAAUCUCUAG